UCGGACCCCGACUGUCUAACGGGAGAACACACCUCAAAAAUGGCAAGCAGCCUGCAGCUCCAGGCCGUUGCACUGGUCGUGUUGCUAUCGCGGCUGGCGCCGGUGACACCGGCGUCAUCUCAGCGGCAGCAGCAGCCACAGGCGAUGCCUCUCGCGCGGCCGGGAUGCCGGGACAGGUGCGGCAACAUCACCAUCCCCUACCCAUUUGGCAUCGGCGCCGGCUGCUACCGCGACGACGGCGUCGGGGGCUUCCAGCUCCUCUGCGACGACACCCGCUCCCCUCCCCGCCUCACCUUCUACAGCAUCAACCAGCUCGCCGACCUGUCCCUCGCCGCCGGCGAGGCUCGUGCCUACCUCAACGCGACGCGCAGGUGCUACAACGACACGGGGGGGCUCGUCGACCGGAACACCAACCUGUCGUACAUGACCCUCAUCGGUAGCCACUACCUCUUCUCCCCGGUCAAGAACCGCCUCGUCGCCACCGGCUGCCCCAGCCUCGGCUACUUCGUCGACGCGGAGGGAUCGUUCGUCAGCGGCUGCACGUCCGUGUGCCGGCCGUCGCAGUUCACCAUCCCAGGGCAAGGGUCGUGCACCGGCGUCGGGUGCUGCCAGAGCGACAUACCCCCCGGCGUCAACUUCUACGAGCCCUACACGCUAAACUUCUUCGAGCGCACCGACGUGUCGUCGGUGUCACAGAGGUGGCAAGACCCGACGCCCUUCUCCACAAAUUUCACGACCUGCCGCUACGUGUUCCUGGUGGAGACGGCGUGGUUCAGCUACAGCGACGCCGCCUUCUUCAGCCGCACCGACGACUUCGCCGUGCCCGUCGUGCUCGACUGGGCCGUCCGGAACGUCGGCAACUGCACCGCCGCCAGGCGCAACGCCACGGACUACGCGUGCCGGAGCGCCCACAGCGACUGCGUCGACUCCAUCGGCAACGGCCACGGCUACCGCUGCAACUGCUCCAAUGGGUACGAGGGGAACCCCUACCUCGACGGUGGAUGCAGAGACAUCGACGAGUGCAAUCGCAAACACGAAUACCCAUGCUACGGAGACUGCACAAAUCAGCCGGGAACCUACAUUUGCGAAUGCCCUCCGGGAACCACUGGGGAUCCCUCCAAGCAGAACGGUUGCCGGCCCAAGGACAAGUUCACGCUAGCUCUCAAAGUGGUUACAGGAGUUAGCGUCGGAGUGUUCCUGUCAGUAUUCAUGUGCUUCUGGCUCUACCUUGGGCUCCAGAAGAGGAAGCUCAUCAGGACGAAGCAGAGGUUCUUCGAGCAGAACGGGGGUGUGAUCCUGCAGCAGCAGAUGCGCUCCUACAGCAGCGCCGGCGCCGGAGCAGGCGGGUUCAAGAUAUUCUCCGUGGAGGAGCUCGAGAAGGCGACCAACAACUUCGCCGAUGACCGAGUUCUCGGCCGCGGCGGGCACGGCGUCGUCUACAGGGGCGUGCUCGAGGACAAGACGGUGGUGGCCAUCAAGAAGUCGAAGAUGAUGGAGGAGGCGCAGACCAAGGAGUUCGCGAGGGAGAUGUUCAUCCUCUCCCAGAUCAACCACAGGAACGUCGUGAAGCUUCUUGGCUGCUGCCUCGAAGUGGAAGUGCCCAUGCUGGUCUAUGAGUUCGUCUCCAGCGGCACUCUCUACCAUUACAUCCACAAGGAUCUCAAGGCUGACAAAACCUUUGACACCCGUCUCCGGAUAGCGGCAGAGUCAGCCGAGGCACUUGCGUACAUGCACUCGUCUGCGUCGCCGCCGAUCCUCCAUGGAGACGUCAAGACGGCGAACAUUCUGCUUGAUGACAAGCUCACCGCGAAAGUUUCAGAUUUCGGGGCAUCAAAACUGGCACCCAGUGAUGAGGCCGAGAUUGCAACGUUGGUGCAGGGGACCUGCGGGUACCUGGACCCUGAAUACCUUAUGACAUGCCAGCUAACGGAUAAGAGCGACGUGUACAGCUUUGGCGUCGUCCUGCUGGAGCUUCUAACCAGGAAGAAGGCACUCUACUUCGAUGGGCCAGAGGAAGACAGGAGCCUCGUGUCAUGCUUCAUGACGGCAAUGAAGGCUGGUCGGCAUGAAGAGCUUCUUGACAGCCAGCUGAGGAACGAGAUGAGAGCCGAGGUGUUUGAAGAAAUUGCUCACCUUGUGAUGCGAUGCUUGAGCAUGAGCGGGGAGGAACGGCCGACGAUGAAGGAGGUUGCUGAGAGGCUGAGGAGAUACCAGCAGCACCCGUGGGCUCAGGCUCAUGUCAAUCCGGAGGAGAGGCAAACGUUGCUUCCCAGGGAACAACAGGAUCUUCCUUUAUUGUUCAGACAGCAAGAUGUCCUCGAUCUUGAAGAGGGCAGCACAUAUACAUACAGUGUGUAGAUCGCAAUAUGUGUACCACUCUUUUAGUGAAUAAUCGAUUCAACUUGGAUUUUUUAGGAUGUAAUUAUAAAAAGGUGCGCACAUGUUGAAGAAAAUUAAACAAACAAAUAAAAAAAGUUUGCAAGUUUAA
Molecule: messenger RNA, 2488 nt
Organism: Setaria italica (foxtail millet)
Lineage: Eukaryota; Viridiplantae; Streptophyta; Magnoliopsida; Poales; Poaceae
Product: wall-associated receptor kinase 1
Exons: 3
Coding region: 40-2358 (772 amino acids)
Biological process (GO): protein phosphorylation; cell surface receptor signaling pathway
Cellular component (GO): plasma membrane
Molecular function (GO): ATP binding; polysaccharide binding; protein serine/threonine kinase activity
Source: RefSeq, a predicted model, not a curated record